Molecule: messenger RNA, 1089 nt
Organism: Wyeomyia smithii (pitcher-plant mosquito)
Lineage: Eukaryota; Metazoa; Arthropoda; Insecta; Diptera; Culicidae
Exons: 2
Coding region: 89-1033 (314 amino acids)
Source: RefSeq, a predicted model, not a curated record
UUGAACACCGGUAGCUUAUUUUCAAUCAGUUGACAGUUCAAACUAGUGCUGCUUAUACAGUUUACGCAAACAUAAAAUACUCCCAACAAUGUAUAGAGUGUGGAAUUUGAAUUUCCGUUAUCUAGUUUUUGUACUAUGCGUUGCAUUGCCACAACUAGCAACUGCCAGCAAGAAUGCAACCGAAGAAGGUCGUUUCUUUCUAUGGGGCAGGCCAAUCUUGAUCGUUCCGCCAACCUCACCAACGCGUCAUCAGCUGAUUUCCGGUAUUGGUGUACCGCUUGCGGCGCAAGAAUCGCUCACGUUUGGGUGGGUCAUCAAGGCACAGUAUUUCCUACCGACCGAAGUGGAUAAUCUUAGACCAAUCUAUUGGGACGGUUGGAACGAUACUCGACGUUCGCUGGAGAAACGAGAAGCGAAAUCACUGAAGGCAGGGCAGCACUUUGAGAAUUACACGGUGACGGAUGUCAAAAUUGAAACGGAACAGUUGCCCGAUCCGGUGCUUCCGAACGAGAAUGACGAGUAUGACGCAGAGGACGAUGAUUUCGAUGACGGAGACGACAACUAUUGGCGCGAUGAGGAAGAUGAGAAACGAUUUCAGGAAGCUAACGAAUGGUUUGCACCACCGGCCUCAACGCCCCCUUCGCAUGAAGACGGUUAUCAAACUGAGAAUUCCCGCUGGACGACCUACAAGGUGCUGGAAAAGAUGGGUGAAAACUAUGGUUUCGGAGGUCGGACUUGUAUGCUGCGGAGUAUUUGCGAAGCAGCCGCAGCGGAGUUUACCCACACGGGCGGCGUGUUUUCCGAGUUGUUCCACAUUGUUUUCACACCUUCAACUACAUCGGAGCCCGUUUCGGAGCAUAGUGACAACGAGUACUACCAGGCUGAACAGUUGGGGCGGGAGGGUGCUCCCUGCCAUCAGAUUUAUCACGAGUGCAAAAAUACGAUAUUGGAUGUAUUCACCGGUAUUCACGAUCCGAUUACCAACCAAAUGACCGUUGCGCACGAUCAGCUGCGGCAAGCAAUGAAGAAGUAGCGAAAUAUUUAUGUAAUUAAAAAGACUGAUGAACUUACUAAUUUUACUAGAUUUUG